Messenger RNA from Mya arenaria, 855 nucleotides. RefSeq lists its product as uncharacterized. The transcript has 7 exons. NCBI's taxonomy places the organism in Eukaryota, Metazoa, Mollusca, Bivalvia, Myida, Myidae. The coding region runs from base 1 to 855 and encodes 284 amino acids. The record is from RefSeq and is a predicted model, not a curated record.
AUGCACAUCCAGGUCGAUGAGCGUGUGUUUUCUUCCAUUGCAGAUUCAAGUGGAUGUCUUGGUAGUGCGCUUGUGGCAGGUGAUUCCAACGUACAUCGUAUCCAAGCAGCGAUUCCAAAUUGGUCCACUAUUCGAUGCCUCCCAGUAUCAGGAGCCAAGUUUGUGAAUGACAAGAAGGGAUUUGUGGCAGUUCUGCAGCUUUCAUUGAAGAAGGAGUUUUACCCAUGUGUCUAUAUUCAUCUUGGCUCCAAUGAUGUUCAAGCCAGAGAGGAUGUGUUUUAUAGGAGAGUCACUGAGGUAUGUGAUAGUAUCCACGAGACGAGUCCGGAAACUGAGAUUGUUUUAUGUUCUAUUCUGCCACGAAAAAAGAAUGACAGACGAGUAUCUUCAACAUUAGCGAGAGUCUUCAACAGAUGGAUCCAGAAUGCUAACACCAUGCUAAUGGACAUUUCAGAGGCCAUCCCAUACAUCAGAUUCCUUGGAUAUGGAGCUCAGGAAUGUGCUGAUGUGUUGGGUCGUGAUGGACUUCAUCUGAGUCGUGUUGGUGGUAGACAUUGUAGUCAGGUGAUUGAGGAGGAUGUGUAUUCCUGGAGUGAAAUAGCCUAUCAGCAGGAUGUACAUUGGAAUGAAGACAUACGCCAACCACAUUCAGCAGAGAUUGAUGCAUCAAGCUUUGACCAGUGCCUGGCAGCUGCUGUUGAACCAGUCAGUGACCAGAAUGUCCAGGCCAGCAAGCAGCCUCUGUACUCGGAAAUAGUCCGUUUGCCAGCAGCUGAAGUUCCAGAUGUUACCUCAGUGCAGCAUAAUGUGAAGUUACCAAGGCGCAAUGUAUUGAAGAUCAGCCAGACCAUGUAA